AUGUCCGCACCAGCCUCCACGCGAUCGAACGAUAAGUUGCCUGAGCAAGAAAUCAAAUCUAACAAUGACAUCGAAGAUGCACGACCUGUAGCCGUGGAUGCAGCUUUGAUCAAGAAGAUCAUGCGCAAGAUAGAUCUUCAUCUGAUGGCGCCCCUUUGGAUCAUCUUUGCUUUCGGCUUCUUGGAUCGCAUCAACUUAGGCAAUGUCGCAGUGUUAGGGAUCAUUCCGGAACUGAAGCUCGGUGGAAAUGGCCUCAACAUUGCGCUUCAAGUUUUCUUUGUCCCUUAUAUUCUUUUUGACAUUCCUAGCAAUAUCGUGCUCAAGAAAGUCCGUCCGUCAACAUGGAUUAGCGUAAUUACAUUCCUCUGGGGCGUCGCGUGUAUGUGCCAGGGAUUCGUGAAGAACAGAGGGGGUCUGAUUGCUUGCCGAUUCUUCCUCGGCGUUUUUGAGGCAGGAUUUGUGCCAGGAUGUGCCUACCUCAUGUCAAUGUACUACAGGCGUCAUGAUUUCCAGAAGCGGUUUUCAUUAUUUUGGGUCGCUGGUCUCGUUGCAGGCGCCUUUGGUGGUCUCCUUGCGUAUGCUCUCUUCCACAUGCACGGACUGAGCGGAUACUCUGGCUGGCGGUGGAUCUUCAUCAUUGAGGGUUUACUUUCCAUUGCUGCGUCUAUUCCAGCCAAGUUUCUUAUCGCGGACUGGCCCGAGGACGCCAAAUUCUUGACAACCGAGGAGAAGGAAGUUCUACACCAGAUACAGCUGGCAGAUGCCGGUGGCGGUGCUCAGAUGAAUCGACUUGAUAGAGCUGCGUGGAAGCGAAUCUUGACCGAUUGGAAACUCGCUGUUGGUAGCAUGGUUUACAUUGGUAUUACUGUGUCAGGUUACGCUACCGCUCUCUUUAUCCCAAGUAUCGUUGCGUCUCUGGGCUACUCUGGGAUCGAGGCUCAGAUUCACAGCAUUCCCAUCUGGGUUGUCGCUUCCGUCGUAACUCUCGCCGUUUCGAUCGCGACUGAUCGCUUGAAACAUCGGCACGGGUUUAUCAUGUUCGGCGUCAUCUUCGCCAGCAUUGGCUACAUCAUUCUCCUCUGUCAGGGUCCUCUUCACGGCGGCCUGAAUCCGCACGCUCGCUAUAUGGCCGUCUUCUUCCGGGCCAUAGGCUUGGCCAUCCAGGUGGGAAUUGGUAACAUUGGGGGUAUCAUUGCGAGCAACAUCUUCGUGUCCACUCAAGCACCUCGAUACUUUGUCGGCUACGGCGUUUCUCUGGCAAUGCUGCUGUUCAGCGGUGUUAUGUCGACGAUAUUGGCCAUUGGUCUGAUUGUGGAAAACAAGAGGCGCGGGAAGGGAAAACAUGAUGAUCGUCUACGGUUGGGCGAGAGCGUCCUGAACAACAUGGGUGACGACGAUCCUCGCUUCCGCUUCACUCUUUGA
Molecule: messenger RNA, 1422 nt
Organism: Talaromyces stipitatus ATCC 10500
Lineage: Eukaryota; Fungi; Ascomycota; Eurotiomycetes; Eurotiales; Trichocomaceae
Product: transmembrane transporter, putative
Exons: 3
Coding region: 1-1422 (473 amino acids)
Biological process (GO): transmembrane transport
Cellular component (GO): membrane
Molecular function (GO): transmembrane transporter activity
Source: RefSeq, a predicted model, not a curated record